Messenger RNA from Dreissena polymorpha, 1979 nucleotides. RefSeq lists its product as uncharacterized. The record is from RefSeq and is a predicted model, not a curated record. NCBI's taxonomy places the organism in Eukaryota, Metazoa, Mollusca, Bivalvia, Myida, Dreissenidae. The transcript is spliced from 2 exons. The coding region runs from base 413 to 1447 and encodes 344 amino acids.
CUCUCAUUUACAAGAUAUUUUUGUAACUUGACUAUGGAUUUAAUCUUAACGUUUGUAUUUAAAGUGGAUUGUGGACAAUAACAGCCAACAUAGUUCAACUUUAAUCAGUUUGAAGUUUAGUGCAUUGGUUACAAUAACUUAAAACUGUGUGUACUUUUAUGCGAAACAUUCUUGUUUGAUAAUACUUUCAUAAAAGAGGUCAUAAUAACAGUGAAUACAACACUUUAAAAUCAGAGGACAGUUCACAACACCCAUAGAAAAUGGCCUCUUCAGUUGAUUCAGUUCAUAAAAGAUCAGAUUUUAUGAAGGACUAUUUUUGUGAAGUUUGCGAAAGUAAAAAUGUCGAAGCAAGUGCUGAUGUUUUUUUGUGGAACAUGUUUGAAGUGUUUUUGCGAAAAAUGCCUUUAUUUUCAUGAUCAAAUAUAUGUUAACCAUUCGACAUAUGGAAGAGGAGAAACAAAUAAAUGGCCUUAUAACAAAGACUAUGAAUGAUUUGCUACUGAACUGUGAUGUUCACAACAACAAGAAACUGAAAAUGUUCUGCCAGGACCACAAUAAGCUUUGCUGCUCUGAUUUUGUUUUACUGAAUCACAGACAGUGUACCAAAUUGGCUCUAAUUUCUAAAUCAAUCAAAAAGCUGAUAAUUGAUAUGAAGCAGUUGUCAAAACAAAGUCAAAUAAAUCUUGCUGAACUAAAUAAGUUUUCAAGAACACAAGCAGCCAGCAUUCAGUCCGUGGAAGGAUCAUAUACUGAAAAACUACAUGAAAUAAGAGAACUGCGUAAGCAAUUAAAUGCUGCUUUGGAUGAACUAGAAAAUACAACUUUGAAAGAACUAGAUGAAAUAAGAUACAUAUUACAAACCACUCUUAAGGAAAAUGCUGACAACUGCAGCAGACUGAAGAAGGAACUGCAACAAAUCAGUAAAGAAGUGCAAGGCCUAUGUGAUGAGAGCAAUAAAGAACUUGAGUUCAUAGCCAGCAGGAAAUGUCUGAACAAAAUACAAGAGUCUGAGUCUUAUCUGAAGGAGAACCCAGUUAAGGUCCAGAGUCCAAUGAUAUUACAGGCAAACAUAGACAUUCAGCAAUACUUGUCAACACAGUCUAGUCUAGGGAGGAUUGUAUACAAUAUGCCGUCUCUCACACUUAAGAUGAUUCAAGACCAGGUGUUGACUGUGAAGAGGAAGUCCGAGUAUAAUGUGGAAAAAUCAGCCGACAAAGCUUGGACUUGCCUCAUCACAGGCAUUUGCAGAAUGCGUAGUGGUCAGGUCAUUGUUGUAGAUUACAAUAAUGAGAACGUGAAACUGUUGGAUCCCCAUUACAAUGUGUCCAGUCACUGUGAUGUGUUUGGUACUCCAUGUGACAUUUGCCAGAUCACAUCCAGUGAGGUGGCUGUGACUCUUUAUGAUGCCAGAGUGCAGUUUCUAUUUGGAGCAAUGGGCAGCUUGUGAAUGGAAGGAUGUUACAGUUACCACAUGAUGCUCUUGGCAUUGCUCACCAUCAGGGAGCAUUGUAUAUCACCGAUCGCACUACACUUUACCACUACACCCUGACUGGGACACUUGUGAAAAAGCUUUAUUCCUUAUACCUUAUACGUCUCCUAAAUAAACAACAAACACAACGAUAUAAAUUGAAAAUACAGCUUGUAUUUUGGUAUCUAUGCGUACGACCAGAUGAACGAAAAGUCGGGCAAAAAUAGCUAAAAAUUGAUUGACAAGUUUUCUAUAAACCAAACAAAAAUCAAACGUUUAUAAACCAAGUGAUUUAGAAACAAUCAGUCUAGAAUUCAUAUAAUCUUUCACAUAUCCAUCUUUUGCACUUUCACUAGUCCAGCGACCAUGUCUUUUAAACAGUCUAUCUCUUACACCGCUGUUUGCAGCAGAUGUAGCUCCGCCUGAUCUCAAAGAGUGCAAACCAAAGCUAGAAAUAUCUAACACAUGCGGUUGAUAAGCCUUAAUAAACUGCUCGCGUAAGCUUGUAUAA